UCCACACAACUCUCACCAAAAUACAUCACCAUUUGGAAACUACAAGGAAACCCCUUUAAGCUUUUUUUUAAUCGAACUAUCUACUUCAACUGCUCUUUGUUUUUGUUUUUGUUUUCUUUUUUGGAAUUCGCUUUCCCUUUCUUUUGGGUUUAAUUUUCUCCGCUGUUUUCUGUUUGGGUUCUAAGAAAAAAAAAACAUAAAAAUAACAAAACAAUCGAAAAAAAAAAAAAACGCAAAACCAAAAGAUGGGAAGAGGUAGAGUUCAGCUGAAGCGCAUAGAGAACAAGAUCAAUCGCCAAGUCACCUUCUCCAAGAGGAGGACUGGGUUGCUGAAGAAAGCUCAUGAGAUCUCGGUCUUGUGUGAUGCAGAGGUUGCUUUGAUUGUCUUCUCCACUAAAGGAAAGCUGUUUGAGUACUCAACUGAUUCUUGCAUGGAGAAGAUCCUUGAUCGCUAUGAAAGAUAUUCUUAUGCAGAGAGGCAGCUGACUGCAACUGAUCCUGAAUCACAGGGAAACUGGUCCCUUGAGUACUCCAAACUUAAGGCAAAAAUUGAGCUUUUACAAAGAAGCCAAAGGCACUUUUUGGGGGAAGAUCUGGAUUCACUGAGUCUGAAAGAGCUCCAAAAUUUGGAACAGCAGCUUGAUACCGCUCUUAAACAUAUUCGAUCAAGAAAAAACCAGCUAAUGUAUGAGUCAAUUUCUGAACUUCAGAGGAAGGAAAAGGCAAUGCAGGAGCAAAAUAACAUGCUAGCUAAGGAGAUCAAGGAGAAGGAGAAGACUGUGGCACAGCAGACACAUUGGGAGCAGCAAAACCAUGGUCUUAAUACAUCAUCCUUCCUACUGCCACAGCAGCUUCCCUGUCUAAACAUGGGUGGGACUUACCAGGGAGAAGCACAUGGAGCAAGGAGGAAUGAGCUGGACCUUACGCUUGAACCAAUAUAUCCCUCCCACCUUGGAUGCUUCACGACGUGAAUUGGUUUGAGUCUUCUAUAUGGUUAUAAUUUUUAGUUCCAUGUGAAUAUGGACUUAUAGUUAAGCUGAGAGACCUUUUAUGUAUCUGAUUUGAUAUCUACUUGGGUGAGGAGUAUAUACUCAACAAUACAUUUAAAUGCUUUUGGAAUCUGAAUUAUUUUAAGAUGUUUCCCCUUAUAUUUCUCUGAGUGUAUAUAAUACUCUCCCUUCCUUGGACA
Messenger RNA from Vitis riparia (riverbank grape), 1189 nucleotides. Its product is annotated as agamous-like MADS-box protein AP1. Lineage: Eukaryota; Viridiplantae; Streptophyta; Magnoliopsida; Vitales; Vitaceae. The transcript is spliced from 8 exons. Bases 246 to 971 code for a protein of 241 amino acids. Gene Ontology annotation, molecular function: protein dimerization activity; DNA-binding transcription factor activity, RNA polymerase II-specific; RNA polymerase II cis-regulatory region sequence-specific DNA binding. The record is from RefSeq and is a predicted model, not a curated record. Gene Ontology annotation, cellular component: nucleus. Gene Ontology annotation, biological process: positive regulation of transcription by RNA polymerase II.